GGCCUAUUUAAAUCUCUCUUAUCACAUUCUCAAUUUCUUUAUAUUUGAAGUGUAUUCAAAACCCCAAAACACUUUUCUCAUUCUCUUCUCUAUUUUCUUCUUGCUCUCUAGUUUUUCUUUCUUCUUGGUCGUUUCCUUUCAGCAUAAAAACCUUAUAAAAUCAUAAAAGCUUACACCUACUUGCCACAUAGACAUAGCCGAUCUCAUUAUAUCUCUAUUUCUAUUUCUCAAUAGAACUUGUUUGAGCUAGUGUGAGAGAAGUAAAGAAAGAGAGAAGAAUCCACAACUUAGUUAGGGUCUUUUCUUGCCACAUUGUUGAACAUGUCGAACAGAAGAUCAAGGCAAUCUUCAAGUGCUCCAAGGAUCUCCGAUAAUCAAAUGAUUGACCUCGUAUCUAAGCUCCGUCAAAUUUUGCCGGAGAUUGGUCAACGACGUCGUUCUGAUAAGGCAUCAGCCUCGAAAGUAUUGCAAGAGACAUGCAAUUACAUACGAAAUUUGAACAGAGAAGUUGACAAUCUGAGCGAGCGUUUGUCUCAGCUUCUCGAAUCUGUCGAUGAAGAUAGCCCUGAAGCCGCCGUUAUUAGAAGCCUACUCAUGUAAUCUUUUUUGUUCUUUUGUUUGUUUUUGACAAGCCUAUCCAUGUAAUCUUAAAUGAUCGCUCUAUAAUAAUUAUAUUUUUAACAUAAUCGUCUUAUUAUGUAAAAUUCAAAGAGAUGGGCUUGAUCUUUAAUGACAUACGAAUUUCAUAGGGUUAAUUCCAUAGUCAAAAGUCUCCGACAUAUAUGUGUGUAGCAGAACUGCACGAGCAUUGCCUUAGCAGGUGCAUUAUUAAAAUAAACCAGUGGGAUGAAAUUUG
Arabidopsis thaliana (thale cress) is the source of this 856-nucleotide messenger RNA. It is a transcript of the gene PRE1, whose product is annotated as basic helix-loop-helix (bHLH) DNA-binding family protein. Lineage: Eukaryota; Viridiplantae; Streptophyta; Magnoliopsida; Brassicales; Brassicaceae. Gene Ontology annotation, biological process: regulation of DNA-templated transcription; regulation of growth. Gene Ontology annotation, molecular function: protein dimerization activity. The record is from RefSeq and is marked reviewed. The transcript has 2 exons. Gene Ontology annotation, cellular component: nucleus. The coding region runs from base 322 to 600 and encodes 92 amino acids.